Messenger RNA from Sphenostylis stenocarpa, 1113 nucleotides. Lineage: Eukaryota; Viridiplantae; Streptophyta; Magnoliopsida; Fabales; Fabaceae. The record is from the annotation of a GenBank genome assembly.
AUGGGCUCACUCCCUUCUCCACCAAGACGAAGAGGCCCACCAUCCCCGGAAAAUCUUCGUUCCAAUCAUGUAGUGGUUGCUGUAUUUUGCCCUAGAGAACCAACCCCAGGUGUGAGUCUCCCCAAUUCAAUCGAGCUCUAUUACCCAUCCUUGAACACAUGGACCUCUGUUGGCCCUAUUCCCGGCCUAGUUGACGACCAAAUCUUAAAGGGAUUUGCUAUAGUCUCCUUGGGGGACUUUAUCUACAUAAUUGGUGGCCAAAUUUGUCAUAAAGAAAGGGUUCAUGUAACUGAUGAAUCUGCUGACUACGUUGAUGAGGGCAUCAAAGUUGUGCAAAAUGUUCUGCGCUACAACAUUAGAACCAACCAAUGGUUCAUUUGUGCACCACUAGGGGUGGCAAGGUAUGAUUUUGCAUGCACAGUAUGUGAAAACAAAAUCUACGUGGCAGGGGGGAAGUCCACAGUGGCAUGUGCACGGGGGAUCUCAUCGGCUGAGGUGUACGAGCCGGAUGGUGACACGUGGAGCCCCAUGCCAAAUUUGCAUAUUUUAAGGUACAAAUGCAUUGGUGUGACGUGGCAAGGGAAAGUUUACAUAGUGGGGGGGUUUGCUGAGAGAGAAGACUCGGAUAAGACAAUGCCAAGCAUAGUGGAAAGAAGUUCAGCUGAGGUGUAUGACACUGAAGCAGGGAAGUGGGACCUCAUAGCUGGGAUGUGGCAAUUGGAUGUGCCACCUAAUCAGAUCGUGGCAGUGAAUGGUACCCUUUUCAGCUCAGGGGAUUGUUUGAAUUCAUGGAAGGGGCACAUUGAGGCCUAUGAUGGGAAACUCUGGAACGAGGUUGAUGGAUCACACAAGAGAAACCUGUGCACAUUAGAGGACAACUAUGAGAAUUGGCCUCUUAAUGAUCAAAGAUUGUACCUAACCAUGGCACCAAUCGGGACUCGUCUGUUCUUUUUGGCAGGUUACAGGAUAGUUGGGGAAGUACCAAGAACUAUGUCUGUUGUGCACAUGUUUGACACUUCAGCUACCACCGAUGCUUGGAGGAGCUUUGAACCAAUGGAAUUGGAGGGUGAGAAAGAACUGUGUAGCCAUUGCUGUGUUGUGCAACUCUCUUGA